GUGCUCCUGGGCGGGGAGGUGGUACAGAGGCUUCCUUGGGGAGAAUUCUGCUACAUGCUGAGGUGUGGGCUGGAACCACCCAGGCCUUGUGAGCCAGUGAAGAGAAUACCCAGCUCUGCCCUGAAGACUGGGGGAGAGGGCCAUCCUCAAGGCCGAGACUAUUUUCAAAGGAGAAAGAACUGGAUGCCUGGUCAAGCCUGCUCCUCGAGGGACUGCCAUGGACUCAGCAACCAAGGAUGAAAUGCAGCCCUCACUUCCCCCUGGCUCUUCCUGCCCAGGGCCUGGGUGGCCAGAGCAAGAGAGGGCGGAGCGGCUGGCCCGAGGAGCAGCACUCAAAUGGGCCUCAGGUGUCUUCUACCGGCCAGAGCAGCUGGCCAGACUGGGCCAGUACCGCAGCCGUGAGGUUCAGCGUACCUGUUCACUGGAAGCACGCAUCAAGUCGGUGGUGCAGUCCUACCUGGAGGGCGUGAAGACGGGUGUGUGGCAGCUGGCCCAGGCUUCUGAGGCUGUGCAGGGCGCCCGUGAGGCCCUGGGCCAGGCCCAUGGGUUGCUGCAGGGUACGGCAGAGGCCAUGCAGACCCUCAGACCGCUGCGGGAGCAGGUGGCGCAGCACAAGCAGCUGCAGGUCCUGUCUCAGCUGCUGCCCCGGCUCUGGGCAGUGCCAGCCACAGUGGCCCACGCGCGGAGCCUGAUUGAUGCCAGGCAGCUCUUGGAGGCAUAUGUGUGCCUUCGGGAGCUGGAGAAGCUGCAAGAGGAGACGUGGGCACCUCUGGGGGGCCUGGAGUUGCCAGUCUUCGAGGGGCUGGGCCCCCUGGCUGAGGCUCUCGGCCAGGCAGUGGAGGCAGCUGCCGGGGCCGCAGGGCAGCUGGCGCGGGAGGACCCAGCCCAGCUGGUGGCUGCCGUGCGUGUGGCGGAAGUGGAUGCUGGGUACACAGCCUCCCUGGAGCUGGCCCCCAGGGGCUGGCGGCAGCGCUGUCUGCAGGCAUUGCAGGAGGGCCUGGACAGGACCCACUUUGGGACGCCUCUCCUGCCUGAGCCGGGGGCCCUGGCAGGGUGGCUGGAGGCUCUGCGGGUGGCUUUACCAGCCGAGUUGUCUAUAGCUGAAGCACUAGUAGCACCCUGCUGCCCACCGUACUACAAGGUGGUCCAGCUGUGGGCCCACACCCUGCACAGUGGACUGCGCCGCUGCCUGCAGCAACUCCUGGGAGGGCCUGAGCUGGGAGCUGCUGAUGCCUUCACCCUGCUGCACUGGGUACUGCAUGUGUACCUGGGGCCAGAAAUGAUGGGGAGCCUAGAGUUGGGGCCUGAGGCUGACGUGUCUCAGCUGGAGCCCCUCCUGACCCCAGAGAACAUUGAACAGCUGGAGGCAACAUUUGUGGCCCAAAUCCAGGCAAAUGUGACCCAGUGGCUGCAGAAGGCACUGGAUGGCGAGGUAGCUGAGUGGAACCGAGAGCAGGAACCUGGCACAGACUCUUCUGGCUUCUACCACUCACCUAUGCCGGCCAUAGUGCUGCAGGUGCGUGGGAAGAGGCCAGGCAGGUGGGAAGCCCCCAGAGGGAAAGGGGAGGAGAAAAGAACUUGGACUCUGCUGAUGACCACCCGUUGCUGCCUGCAGAUCCUGGAAGAGAACAUUCGCGUGAGCAGCCUGGUCAGCAAGUCACUGCAGCUGCGGGUGCAGGGCAUGGCACUCUCGGAACUGGGCACAUUCCUGAGGAGCUUUAGUGAUGCUCUGAUCCGAUUCUCCCGAGACCACGCCAGGGGGGAAACAAUGGCCCCUCGUUACGUGCCCUACCUGCUGGCCACCCUCAACCACCAAUCAGCACUCAGCUCCUCCGUGUCGGUCCUGCAGCCCGACGGGGCGGCUUCAGGAGCUUUGGCUCCGGUGGAGACAGCGCUGGACGAGUUGCAGAGGAGGAUCUGCCGCCUGGUGUUGGAGGCACUGCUGGCGGAGCUCCAGCCCCUGUUCGCGGCUCUGCCCUCACGCCGGUGGCUGUCGAGCCCAGAGCUGCUGGACAAUGUGUGCGAGCGGACGGCGCACGUCUGCCAAGAUUUUAGGCGCGUGCGGAAUCCUGCGGCCCAGCUGCUCCUGGCGGAGGCGGAACGUACGGUGGUACUGCAGUACCUGCGUGCGCUGAUGCAGGGCCGCCUGGUGUGCCGAGGAGCCGACGAGAGGACCCAGGCGGCCGAGCGCCUGCAGCACGACGCGGCCCAGCUUCGGGAACUUUUCCUUGGUUUGGGCCUGGAGGAGAGUGUUCAGUGCGCGCCAGUGCUCCUCGCUCUGCGGGAUCUGCUGAACCUCCGCGACCCCGUGCUGCUUGGCCUCGAGGUGGCAGGCCUGCGACAAAAAUUUCCAGACGUGAGCGAGGAUCACGUCUCUGCCAUCUUGGACCUGCGCGGGGACGUGUCGCGGGAGCAGCGCCUGGCCGCACUCAGCUCCUUGCAGGCGGGCCCACAGCCCUCGCCCUCUGUCGGUCGCCGCGCACUCUUCAGCCUCGUCCCAGCACCUGCUCCUGCGCUGUCCUCCUGCCUUCCCUCGGGGCCCUGUUCCUGACGCCGGGCUGCCCUCCGGAUACAGUG
Zalophus californianus (California sea lion) is the source of this 2577-nucleotide messenger RNA. It is a transcript of the gene EXOC3L1, whose product is annotated as exocyst complex component 3 like 1. Gene Ontology annotation, molecular function: SNARE binding. The record is from RefSeq and is a predicted model, not a curated record. The transcript has 13 exons. Gene Ontology annotation, biological process: exocyst localization; exocytosis. Lineage: Eukaryota; Metazoa; Chordata; Mammalia; Carnivora; Otariidae. Gene Ontology annotation, cellular component: exocyst. Bases 218 to 2551 code for a protein of 777 amino acids.